AUGGUUGGAGAAGAAGGCGAAACGAUGGAUUUUACUUUGUGCCGGUUGGAAGUGGAAGGUGGUGCACUUGAGUCACCUACCGGAAGAUCAAGGUCACAAGCCACGACAACACAAUCACUCAGCAGAUACGAGUCACAGAAGCGCCGUGACUGGAACACGUUCUUGCAGUAUUUAAAGAACUACAAACCACCGUUGACGCUAGCGAGGUGCAACGACGCCCACGUGAUCGAGUUCCUAAAGUACCUCGACCAGUUCGGGAAGACGAAGGUUCACGUGAUAGGAUGUCCUUGCUUUGGCUACCCAAACCCACCGGUGUCGUGUGCUUGUCCACUGAAACAAGCUUGGGGGAUCCUCGACACGCUCAUCGGAAGGCUCAGGGUGUCGUACGAGGAGAACGACGUAAGCACAACAUACCAUUGUUCAACCGAAAGAGAAGAACCAUACCUGCUUUUCAUUCAAUCGGACCUAGGGCUUGUAAGGGAAGAGAUUUUCGUCCAGUGGAAAUAA
Messenger RNA from Lactuca virosa, 507 nucleotides. Lineage: Eukaryota; Viridiplantae; Streptophyta; Magnoliopsida; Asterales; Asteraceae. The record is from the annotation of a GenBank genome assembly.